Messenger RNA from Sapajus apella (tufted capuchin), 3318 nucleotides. RefSeq names its product cytochrome b561 domain-containing protein 1. NCBI's taxonomy places the organism in Eukaryota, Metazoa, Chordata, Mammalia, Primates, Cebidae. Bases 38 to 793 code for a protein of 251 amino acids. The transcript is spliced from 3 exons. Gene Ontology annotation, molecular function: transmembrane monodehydroascorbate reductase activity. The record is from RefSeq and is a predicted model, not a curated record.
CGGGCAGCUGGAGUGUGCGGGCCCGCCGGGCACGGCCAUGCAGCCCCUGGAGGUAGGUCUGGUUCCCGCUCCACCUGGGGAGCCGAGACUGACCCGCUGGCUGCGGCGAGGCAGUGGGAUCUUGGCGCACCUGGUAGCUUUGGGCUUCACCAUCUUUCUGACAGCGCUGUCCCGGCCAGGAACCAAAACAGGUCCCCUGAUGGAGGAUAGAAGUGAAGGAGGCCGGGCUCGGUGGGUCACGCCUGAAAUCUCAGCACUUUGGGAGGCCGACUCGGGUGGAUCACUUGAGUUCUGCCUCUGCAUGGCCAAAGCCAUCCUACUCUUCUCACCUGAAUACUCUCCGUUCUUUUUCUGCUCCCGAAAAGCUCGGAUCCGGCUCCACUGGGCAGGGCAGACCCUAGCCAUCCUCUGUGCAGCUCUGGGCCUGGGCUUCAUCAUCUCCAGCAGGACCCGCAGUGAACUGCCUCAUCUGGUGUCCUGGCACAGCUGGGUAGGAGCCCUGACACUGCUGGCCACUGGUGGCCAGGCACUGUGUGGGCUCUGCCUCCUCUGUCCUCGGGCAGCCAGGGUCUCGAGGGUGGCUCGCCUCAAGCUCUACCAUCUGACAUGUGGACUGGUGGUCUACCUGAUGGCUACAGUAACGGUGCUUCUGGGCAUGUACUCAGUAUGGUUCCAGGCCCAGAUCAAAGGUGCAGCAUGGUAUCUUUGCCUGGCACUGCCACUGUAUCCAGCCCUUGUGAUCAUGCACCAGAUCUCCAGAUCCUACUUACCAAGGAAGAAAAUGGAAAUGUGAGUUCCUGCAAACUCUGAAUCUAGAUGGAACACUUGCCUUGGACUUCAUGGUUCCUUUGGUCGUCUACAAGGGAUCCAUUUCAGAAGUGGUCAGGUUUUUGCACUUCUUGGCUGGUCCAGGGACUGCAGAAACCAAAGCUGCUAUUGCUGAGGAAUAAUUCAGUGGCUCAAAAUGGGGAAAUGUACUGGGUACGAGUGGAAGGUGAUGGAGAGCCUGAUCCUGAAGCCUCUACUUGAUGAGAGUUAGUUUUGGGUGGUGCUAGUGAUAUGCUGGUGGUCAUUUCUUGCUUGUGUGCCUGAUGAAAAAUUGUAAGUUAUGAAUGGCAUCCAUGGAUAUUUGGCUUACUUUUAAGAAAGCAGUGUGAUGUAGUGGAGAGAGUCUAUGGGCCUUGUUUAUGGAAUAUGGUACUCUUAGGCUCUGUUGUACAACCUUAGGUACAUUCCAUACCUUAAGACCUCUGUUUCUUCAUCUGUGAAAUGUUUCUAAGCAGUCUCUAAGUCCCUUCCAUCUUAAUAUUCAACAUCUGUCAGGUCUGUGUCUCAGAACACCCUCCCAGCUGUGAACCAUGUGGACCACUUAGCAGACUCAGGGUAGCUCCUUACUCUCCCUUUACUCCCCUGGAGGGACAGCUCUGCCCUUGAGGCCCUUCAGAAAUUUGUGCUGAUUUGGUCCCUUUGCCAGGGCAUAGAGGGUCAGACACUGUGGAGAGAAGGGACUCAGAUGAGGGUCUUCUGGACUCUAAGACAGUGAAGGCACUAAAGUCACUUUAAAGCUUUUGGAGGAGUAAGAGGGCAUUGGCAUCUUCCUUCAGCCCACCUCAGUAUCUGGGCUUGAGGACUGUAAGGCCUGCGUGUGCUCCCUCCCCUGAAAUUGCUUCUCAGGGCAAAGGAGCCCUGGGCAUCUCAUGCUUUGCUCAUCUUAGGGCUCAGAUUCUUGCCUUAGCACAUAGCUACUUGGAGCUUUUCAAGCUUUUCAUAAGGGUCAAGGAAGUGGGGGAAGGGCUUUUCUGAUCCCAAGAAAACAAAGUUUUUCUGGUUCCCCCUCUUCCUUUUUUUUGUUAUCUAAGCUUUCCUCAGUUGUCAUCUCUUGCCAGCUCUUUGGUCCAAGAGGGGACUGAGUUUGGUGCCAGCUGGCAAAUGAGGGCUGGGCUCUCUUCCCCACAGAGAACCCCCUUCCUUGUUGCAGAUGAAAGUAGUUCCCCAGACUGCCCUCGGUGGUGAGGACUGGAUGCCAGACUGCUUAGCUGUGGUCUGGCUCAGUCGGAAAGAUGGGACCUCCUUAAAUCAUGGCAAGGACUGACAAGAGUGAAGCCAGGAAAGUGCUGCUGAGGCAGGUACACAUAGCUCACAGGGAACUCUGGGAAGCCUGGGGUGUAGGCGCUAGAGCUCCAGUUCCUGGGAGCAGGGGCAGGUGUUCUUAGACGUUAAUGUUGUGGAUGACCCGGGUCUUCUGAAGAUUCAGGUCCUCCUCUCCAUGUAGCUCAGAAGAAAGGAGGUUGGUGUGAUUCAAUAGUACAAGAAUGGGCACAGCAAGGGCAGAAGUGUCCUCUCCGUAUACCUCAUUAUGCCUCUCCUGGGGAAGACUGCAUCUUUCAGGACAAGCAUCUAAAGGAGGCCCCAGCUGUGCAGAGGGGUGAUUGUUCCUGUCUCUUUCAUUGUCCCCCCUCCUCUCAAACUAUCCAGUGUGGUGCAAACUCGGAAGAAACAGUUACUGGGGCUGCAUGGAGAAUCUCACCUGUGGUGAUUUUGAUCCAGGGACUGCAUCUCCUCUUCCCUCAUCACAGCCAAUGCUGAGGGGCUCACCCUACCUGCAGCAGGGUAGGAGGGCCAGGCAAAGUUCACCAGCUUGCUCUGAGAACAAGCAGGCAAUGCCGUAAAGCCUGAGCCUGCCUGAGGUGCUGCCUCCUCCCAGGUGGUGCGGGGGCUGAUGGGCGGGCGGGCAGGCAUGCUGACAGCCGGCAGUUUGCGUGGGCUGUGCCAUCUGAUGUCUAUUCCCAGCCCUGGGAGGAAGGGGGAGUCAUUUAUAUUCUGCAGGAGGAAGGGGCCCCAGCUGUCGCCUUUCUGACCAGCGGGCCUGGAGGGCAGGGGCACAGAGCAGAGAGGAGGGCACAGGUGGUCUCCUGCUUAGCCUGGUCUGACUGCAGUAUAGGGCACAGGUCACCAGGAGGAGCCCUUCAUCCUGGCAGGCCGGAUUAUGGAGUGACUUCCCUCCCCCCUUUCCAUUUCUCCAUCAACACCUGCCCUCCCAUCCUGGGGCAGCAGCUGGACAGCCAUUAGACCUCAGUGCCAGAGCACUCUUUCUCCAGCUGGGAUCUCAGUGGCUCCCAGCUUCAUGACCUCCUGCUUGUGUGUUCCCUCCUCCUCCAUCCUCUGUUCUGCGUACCUCCCCUUUUCUCCUCAUGUCUGGGGUAUUCACUUGGCUCAUCGGCAAGGAAGCAAACGCCUUAGAGAAGCACAUGGUUGCCCUUUUGUCCUUGCUCCCUGACUAGGGAAAGCUGCUAGUGGUCAGCCUGUUUUGCCUUAAAA